This is a messenger RNA of Gasterosteus aculeatus aculeatus (three-spined stickleback), 4568 nucleotides long. The record is from RefSeq and is a predicted model, not a curated record. NCBI's taxonomy places the organism in Eukaryota, Metazoa, Chordata, Actinopteri, Perciformes, Gasterosteidae.
GAGCGUGCCAGCGAAGGGAGGUGUCCUCCGGUCCGGGGCCAGGAGCGGAGCUGGCGCCGUAGAGUCCGACGUCUCUCCAAGGUGGAGUCGGUCUCCGGUCCGCGGAACAGCAACUGACGCAGCGGCUUCAAUUCCCCGCGGGAAAGGACACCUGGAGGCGCCCUCCUCCGCGGCCACGGGUCUUCUCCUCUUUUAGCAUCUUCUUCAUCUUCUCGGGCUUUCAAUUUUUUUGGAGGGGGCACCAUCAAGAAAACUGUGGGACUUUUUUCCUCUUUAAAAAAAAUAAAUAAUUAAACUGAAGCGCCCGAGUGUCGGUGGAUAAAGACGGAGUCACAGGAAGACGUCUAUUGACGCAAGUGAACAUUAUGUGAAGAAUAAAGGCGUGGAAAUGCGUCGCAAACGCUUCUGUCUGCUCGGGGUGUUUGCCAUCAUGAGCCUCCUGCCCUCCGGCUCCCUGGCAGAUCUGACGUGUGAAGCCUUGCUCAUGCUGUCGGGAAACGUCUCCUUACAGUUGCUGGCCUCCUCCUGGAACCAGACCUUGAGCAACGCCACAGGUCAGUGGAGCGGCUCGGGUCCGUACUGCGACACCUCCGUCGAUGGCAUCGGGACCUGCUGGCCCAAGAGCGGCGCCGGCCACAUGGUGUCACGACCCUGUCCGGAGAUGUUCUACGGCGUCAGAUACAACACCACCAAUAACGUGUACAGGAAAUGUCUUGGCAACGGGACGUGGGCGCUGAAGGGGAACUACACCAUGUGUAAGGCCAUUCUUCACGCAGAGAAGAAGGGCAAGAUGCAUUACCAGAUCGCCUUCAUCAUCAACUUCCUGGGUCACUUCAUCUCCUUGGUGGCACUGCUCGUCGCCUUCUUCCUCUUCCUGUGUCUGAGGUCUCACAGGAGCAUUCGCUGCCUGAGGAACAUCAUCCACUGGAACCUCAUCACCGCCUUCAUCCUGAGGAACGCCACCUGGUUCAUCGUCCAGAUGACCAUGAGUCCCGAGGUGCACGAAAGCAACGUGGUUUGGUGCCGCCUCGUCACCGCCUCCUUCAACUACUUUCACUCCACCAACUUCUUCUGGAUGUUCGGCGAGGGCUGUUACCUCCACACGGCCAUCGUCCUCACCUACUCCACCGACAAGCUGCGCAAGUGGAUGUUCAUCUGCAUCGGCUGGUGUAUACCGUUCCCCAUAAUUGUGGCCUGGGCGAUUGGGAAGCUGUACUACGACAACGAGAAGUGCUGGUUUGGGAAGCGAGCCGGCGUCUACACCGACUACAUCUACCAGGGUCCCAUGAUCCUCGUCUUAGUGAUCAAUUUCAUUUUCCUCUUCAACAUUGUGAGAAUCCUGAUGACCAAACUGCGCGCUUCUACCACAUCGGAGACGAUCCAGUACAGGAAAGCCGUGAAGGCCACUCUGGUUCUGCUUCCUCUCCUGGGGAUCACCUACAUGCUCUUAUUCGUCAACCCGGGAGAAGACGAGAUCUCUCAAAUCGUCUUCAUUUAUUUCAACUCUUUUUUGGAGUCCUUCCAGGGCUUCUUUGUGUCUGUGUUUUACUGCUUCCUAAACAGCGAGGUGCGGUCGGCCGUGAGGAAGCGGUUCCACCGCUGGCAGGAGCAGCACUCCAUCCGCAACCGGAUGACCCAGGCCAUGUCCAUCCCCACCUCCCCCUCACGGGUCAGCUUUCACAGCAUCAAGCAGUCCACAUCGCUAUGAAGGAGGGAGGAGGAGGAGGAGGAGGCUGGCGUUGUCCUUGAUACCCCUCCCCGUCCCUCCCUUUUGCUGUCCUCAUCCUUUUCCGCCACAUCACUGGAGUACACUGAAACACUUUUGCAAGGCUGCAUCAGCCUCACAAACCUCAGGAGGAGAAGCUGGAUGAGGACGGAGGUCAAGGACACUGCGGCAGGUGAGUGGGUCAGAAGACGUAUGUACAGCUCUCCACGUUCGUGGCACGUCUCCGUUUUACUUCCUGCUUGCAAACUUUCUUUUUUGUGUUUGUUUUUUUGGAUGAUCUUACAUCAGUGAGAACUUUGGGGCACAGCUGGACUGAACUGGAUCCACUGGACGCAGCCAAUAACUAAAUUAAGAUUUAUGUUUUUGUUGUUUUGUUGUGUUCUGGAUGUAGUGUGUUGUGUUACCUUCCUCUGUUCUCAGCCAGCUUGGCGAAGUCGGGCCACUUCCAUCGACUAUCCAGAAAGCUUAAGCACAUUCCAGCGUUUUCUACCUGAAGAGCUUUGCUCCAAAAUAACACGUCUUUCAUGAAAUGAGCUCAAAGCCGAGCACACGAGUGGUUAGUUAGCAGUAGUUCAGUCAGACGAGAGGAUCAACACCACUGGUAACCAGGAGGUAAUUAGCUUAGCUUAGCUUAGCAUAGGGAGAGUGUCGUAUUCGCACUUUAACUGGAGAGGACUGCUUCGGGAACUCCGUAAAAUGUGAGCAAGUGGAUCUGCUCCAACAUUUAUUAACCAGGUGAAGGAUUUGUUUUAUUGUAUUUGGAACAAAACUCUUCAGUUGAAUUAAGCGACUUACUGUUUCCUCUCCACCAUCAGUGGAGACGAACACAGUUUAUCCGACUCUGGAAUCUUACCAGGGCCCCCGUUCCUCGUACGUGGUUCAAUUAAGACGAUAAAAUGCCCCAUUAGCCAGUUUGAAUUAACCCGAUGAUGGAAAUUACGCUAACCUGGCUCCUCAAAGGCUGAUCCGGGCUCAAACAGUCUCGUUAAUCUGAACCAGACGUCAGUCACCAGGAUAAUCGCGCAUGUGUGUCCUACUUCAGAAGGAGGAAGAGUCAAAGAGUUUUUCCCGGGCCGAUGAGGGUUUUCGGGACACCGACUGUAAAGCCCUCUGAUGCAGAUUUGGGCUUUAGAAAAUGAAAUGAAAUGAAUUGAACUGAAUAUUUGAGGCAAAAUCGAACACCGCCACCACUGCGAGGGCUAGACAAGAAGCACGGCAAAGUAUCGCAGACGGGUUAAAUGCGUAGGUGUUGGCAAAAUGUAGAGGCUAAUUCCCCAAUCCACCAGAUUAUAUUCUUUUGAAUGUGCCUGCUGGCAGUAGGCUUCGGGGUCUGCAUCAUCCAAUGAGAUCCUGCUAGCGAAAAUAAUUAUCUCAACUUUCAAAAGAAGCAGAUAAAAAGAAGCCUUGUAAGCUUACCCAGCGGACUUAAAUGAGCCUGCAGGUUCGACUUUAUGAAUGUGUUGCUAUGGUGAUUUUGCCAAACUUGCUUCGUGGAACCGAAAAGCCUGACGUAUGUAAUCUUAUCCUGAAAAUGAUCCGUCUAACUUUUCACGUACGGGGAACGGGGUCCAGGUGACUUCCUGUGUCGGUCACCUGAAGCUUGAGCUACGCAGUAACUCUGUUUACUGAUUUAUGAAAUGUAAAUCUAUAAUUGUAAAUAUAUAUAAAUAUAUAAGCAGGGUUAAAGUCACAAAUAUGAACCAAAAAACACCAACCACACACUGUGAAACAGCAUAUUAAUCCAUUAGCAGUCCACAUUCCCCCUGAACCAGUCUGCCUAGCACCUGUGCAUUUUAUUAACUGCUUGUUUUAUGUUAAUGUCAAGCUGUGUUUCAAUCUAACUUUUUGUUGACCGUUUAAUUUUCACCCUCUUUGAAUUGACAGGCGUAGUUGGGCCUUUGCAGUUAAAGGAAUUGUAAUAACGGAGCACCGGGGGAGGGGAAAUAUUAAAGUUCACCAUAUUAAAGUUGCAAACUUACAAUUUGAGGAACCAGAGAUUGAAGUGAGGCCUUUAUUGUUUGAGGAAGUAUAACUAAAAUAUUCUCUUAGAUUAUAAAGAAAUUAAUUCCAAAAACAAAACCCCCUCUGAGAGAAUCUCUCUAUUCAAAUUCCAAAGAAAUGGAAUAUUCUCUUGGAUCAAAGUUUUCUUAUCCCCCGUCUCAAGCUGUAUUUUAUUUACCUACAAAGACCCUGGUCAUGUCAUGAGAGCUGUAGUUGUGUUUAGAUGAUUGAUGACAGGAUGUGUCACGUGUCACCUGGUGUUUAUCCAGGAAGCAGGUUUAUGGGGGAUAAAAUGACGCCGUUCAAAAGUUUGCAAUCAACUGUUAUAUUGAUAUUUCGCUUUCUUUUUGUACUAACAGAAAAACAAUCCGGACACCAAAUGUACGAUUUAUUGGAAACGUUCCACUGAGCCUCGAUCAUCAUUGGACUUUAAAUCCAGAGUGAGUCUCUGGAUGAAUUCUCUUUUAGUCUCUUUUAGUCUUCAGCCUGGUGGAACACGUUCUUAACUCGAUAACAUCUGUUUGUGAAGAGAACUUUUCCAACACAUUAAAAGCAUGAAAGAACAUUUGUCCUCUGAUUACAGACUUUUGAACGCUUUGUACGUCUCAAAUGAAAGAAAAUGGAUAACGCUCUUCUGCAAUGUAGAAUCAAUGUAAGAAAAAGAAAGUAUCAGAGGGACAUGUUGUCAUUCCAGCGCGGCGAAAUGCAUCCGGUACGUUUGCCGACCAAAUCACAAUGUAGUUCACGUUAUUAUUUAUUUUCAAUAUUGUUAUUUUCAUACUUGAAAAGAUGUGAAGAAAUAAUAAACUGUGUGUCUCAUUCGACCGAAUGAAAAAUGCAA